UUCUAAAAUUUUAUUUGAUUUUUGAUUUUUGAUUUGUUAAUGAAAAUGGGCUAAAUUAAUCCUACCUACUUCUACUUCCUCUUCCUCUUGUUUUCUAUAUAUAAGCUUCCUCACCAACUCCCCAUUUUCCCCCAUCAGAUCAAAUAGCCAUUUUUCCUCCACUUUCCUCUCACUUUCCCGGAAAAUUUUCCGACCCUCUUUGGUGUUGUAAUGGCGGGCGAGUCGCAGAAAUGGAUACUGACCGUAACUGCUCAGACGCCCACAAACAUAGCCGUCAUCAAGUACUGGGGGAAGAGGGAUGAGACCCUCAUUUUGCCUGUCAAUGAUAGUAUCAGUGUUACCCUUGAUCCCACUCAUCUCUGCACCACUACCACUGUGGCUGUUAGUCCCAGCUUUGACAGUGAUCGGAUGUGGCUUAAUGGAAAGGAGAUUUCACUUUCUGGAGGCCGGUACCAAAAUUGUUUAAGAGAAAUUCGUGGUCGUGCUGGUGAUGUUGAGGAUAAGAAUAAGGGUGUCAAGAUUGCCAAGGAGGACUGGCAAAAAUUGCAUCUACACAUUGCUUCAUAUAACAAUUUCCCUACCGCUGCUGGAUUGGCUUCCUCAGCAGCUGGUUUUGCCUGUCUUGUUUUUGCCCUUGCAAAGUUGAUGAAUGUGAAUGAAGAUCAGAGCAAACUUUCUGCUAUUGCAAGGCAAGGUUCAGGCAGUGCUUGCCGUAGUUUAUAUGGUGGAUUUGUAAAGUGGAUCAUGGGAAAAGAUGAUAAAGGAAGUGACAGUCUUGCAGUUCAACUUGCAGAUGAGAAGCAUUGGGAUGAUCUUGUCAUUGUUAUUGCUGUGGUAAGUUCAAGGCAGAAGGAAACAAGUAGCACCACUGGAAUGCGUGACACUGUUGAAACAAGUUUACUUUUACAGCAUAGGGCAAAGGAAGUGGUACCAAAACGUGUGUUACAAAUGGAAGAAGCCAUAAGAAAUCGUGAUUUUACUUCUUUCGCACAAUUGACCUGUGCCGACAGUAACCAGUUUCAUGCAGUUUGCCUAGACACAUCUCCUCCAAUAUUCUACAUGAAUGAUACAUCCCACAGGAUAAUCAGCCUUGUUGAGAAGUGGAAUCGUUCUGAAGGAACGCCACAGGUGGCAUAUACUUUUGAUGCGGGGCCAAAUGCAGUUAUGAUUGCACGUAACAGAAAAACUGCUGGUCUUUUGCUUCAGAGGCUACUUUUCAACUUUCCUCCAAAUUCUGAUGCAGAUCUGAACGAUUUUGUUAUUGGAGACAAGUCAAUUCUACAAGAUGCUGGAAUUCAGGGGUUGAAGGAUAUUGAAGCUUUGCCACCACCUCCCGAAAUUAAGGAUAACAUUCCAUCUAAGAAAAGCAGAGGAGAUGUGAGUUAUUUUAUCUGUACGAGACUUGGAAAAGGUCCAGUUUUGAUUUCUGACGAGAGCCUAGCUCUUCUCAACCCAGAAACCGGGCUGCCCAAGUAAGUUAGAAUCAUUUCCACCCGCAUUUCUUUUAAUCCAUCUCAGGCCAACAAAAAUGUCUCUUAUCAGCCAGAAGGAGGUUGUUCAAAUGAACUUCUUAUGGUUUCACGGGGUUACUAAAAAACGAUCAACUGAGUUUCUAGGAAAUUUGUAAUUUGUGUUUACUUUUGUCAUGCAUUUGUUGUAACUUACUUUUUGCUCUUUUGAUCCAAUUCUGGAUUUUGUACUGUGUACUUUGACACAAUAAUAAAUAGUUUUAUUGCUCCUUUAGAGAA
Ziziphus jujuba (common jujube) is the source of this 1748-nucleotide messenger RNA. Its product is annotated as diphosphomevalonate decarboxylase 2. NCBI's taxonomy places the organism in Eukaryota, Viridiplantae, Streptophyta, Magnoliopsida, Rosales, Rhamnaceae. Gene Ontology annotation, biological process: isoprenoid biosynthetic process; isopentenyl diphosphate biosynthetic process, mevalonate pathway. Gene Ontology annotation, cellular component: cytosol. The record is from RefSeq and is a predicted model, not a curated record. Gene Ontology annotation, molecular function: diphosphomevalonate decarboxylase activity; ATP binding. Bases 211 to 1476 code for a protein of 421 amino acids. The transcript is spliced from 10 exons.